Phoenix dactylifera (date palm) is the source of this 1586-nucleotide messenger RNA. The record is from RefSeq and is a predicted model, not a curated record. Lineage: Eukaryota; Viridiplantae; Streptophyta; Magnoliopsida; Arecales; Arecaceae.
UCUUUUGAGGGUAAAGUUGAGCUAUAUUUCAAACCCCUACAGGCGCAACGGAAGGGAGAGACAAAAAACAGGAGAAGAGAAAAAGGCGGCCUUUCUAUCUUUGGUCUUCCAAAACCCUGAAAACCCCGCUUCGAUCCUUCCUAGAUCCCCAAUCGGAGGCGUUUUCUGGAAAUUUUCAAAUGGAGUUCUUCUUCCUUUCCUCGUUCGCGGUCUCAAAAUUUGAUUUUUUUCGCCUCAUUGCUCCGAUGAAGCUUUAGCGCGCCGUAGAUCGGAAGCAGAUGUUGCUUCUGAGCCGCCGAAAGUUUCCGUCUUUUCUGUUCCUAGUGGCCCAAAAUCGCGUUUUGGAUCCGAGAUCAAGGUGCCAUUCCGAGUUAUCCCCUUCUCCAGUUGGAAUUAUAAAAUGGAGCUCUGAUUUGCCCUAGAUCUGCGACCAGUUUGAGGGGUAGAAGAAACACUGGCAUGUGAAGAUGGUUUUCUGGGAAGGUUAUAUCAGUGAUGAGUUGAUGGGCACGUUUGCGCCGAUUAUAGUUUAUUGGAUCUACGCUGGAAUGUAUCUGCUUUUGCCGCCUUUGGACCAGUAUCGGCUUCACACGAGGAAAGAAGAGGAGCAGAAGAAUUUGGUGCCAAUGUCGUCGGUGGUCAAGGGUGUUCUGCUUCAACAGCUGGUUCAGGCCACCGUUGCGCGAGUGCUGUUCUUGGUUACUGCUAAACCAGUAUCAACAGGUGCUGCAGUUCAACCAUCCAUGCCAGUCCAACUUGUCCAGAUCUUCGUGGCAAUGUUUGUAAUGGACACGUGGCAGUAUUUCGUGCACCGCUACAUGCACCAGAACAAGUUCUUGUACCGCCACAUCCAUUCCCAGCAUCACAAGUUGGUUGUUCCUUCUGCAAUCGGAGCCCUUUACAACCACCCAUUGGAGGGCCUUCUUCUGGACACCUUUGGUGGUGCAAUUUCAUUCUUGGUAUCAGGAAUGACUGCAAGAACAGCUGUGAUCUUCUUCUGCUUUGCGGUGAUCAAGACUGUCGAUGAUCACUGCGGGCUUUGGCUGCCCGGCAACAUCUUUCAUAUCUUCUUCCAGAACAACACUGCCUACCAUGAUAUCCAUCAUCAACUCCAAGGCCUCAAGUACAACUAUUCGCAGCCUUUCUUUUCAAUAUGGGACAGAAUAUUGGGCACCCACAUGCCUUACAACUUAGUUAUGCGCCGAGAUGGGGGAUUUGAGGCCAGACCGCUGAAAGGCUAGGAUUUUUUUGAUAUCUCAUCAGAAAAUAGACCUCAAUAUAUUUGACUUGAUUGCUACCACCUCCAGGUUGAAGAAAGGAAUUGCUGGAAAUAUAUGGCCUGUUGCUAAUUUAAGGAUUGCUUGUUCCUUUCUCGUAACCUGUUUUUUAUUUCUCAGCAGUGGUUCUUUACUACUGCGGUGGAUAAGUGUAUCUUCCAUCAGAAUUUUUUGCUCUCUUUAUAUAGAGAAGGAUGCUGCAAGUUUCCUUUAGGUGUGAUACUGAAGCUUGAUCCAUUGCUGGUGUAUGUGUCUCGGUUACUGUGGCAUAUGAUGAAAGCAUGAUUUCUAAUGUUACCAGAUUUCUCA